AUGGCCACGCCAUUCCGCCUGCCAGACGCUGCCAAUCCUGUGCAUCGGCGACCAAACGCGCGCGACCUUGGCCCGCGCUGCAUUCCGCGUGCCAUUCGGGCCCUCGUCUAUAUCUCGCAUAUAAGGCCCAUCGCGCCCUGCCCUCCAGCCCACUGCCCAAUGUUCCAGAAGCUCCUCCCGAAGCUGCCCUCGCUCGCCGCGCCGUCGACCGCGCUCACGCUCGACCAGCUGGUGAACCAGAGCGCGGUGCCGCAGGGCGCGGGCGAGCUCGGCGCGGCGGUGCUCGGCGUCGCGGGGAAGCCGACCGCGCCGCAGGAGCUCUACGACGCGCUCGUGCACUACUUCAAGUUCGCGUCGACGGCGUAUGCCAUCAUCCUCCCCGGCCCGUCGCUGAUCCCCGUCCGGCCGAACGGGCAGAAGAUGGUCGGCAAGAUGUUCGACCUCCUCACGGACUCGCACGGGUACGUCGCACGGGACGACAAGCGCGCGGAGAUCAUCGUGGCCUUCCGCGGGAGCGUCAGCCCGCAGAACUUCAUCACCGACGCACUCGGCGCGCUCGUGGACUGGGACAGCACGAUUAGCAACAUCCAGGCGCCGGAGGGCACGAAGAUCCACUGGGGCUUCCAGAAGGCGUGGGCGACGCUCGCGGCGAAGACGCUCGCCCUCGUGACCGCGGAGCUCGCCGCGCACCCGACGUACACGCUCGUCACCGCGGGCCACUCCCUCGGCGGCGCGCUCGCGGCCCUGGCGGCGGUCACGCUCCAGAAGACGUUCCAGAACGUGCCGCUGCGGUGCUAUACGUACGGCCAGCCGCGCACGGGGAACGCCGUGUGGGCCGCGUGGGUUGACGAGGUCGUCACGCCGGACCGGCUCUUCCGCGUCGUGCACUCCAACGACGGCGUCCCGACGAUGGCGCUCGCCUCCCUCGGGUUCGUGCACCACUCAACGGAGUACUGGGCGCUCUCGCCGCACUCCCCACAGCAGACGUACAUCUGCGUCGCGCCGGGCGUCGCGGAGGACCCCGCGGGGAGCCGCAAGCUCCCCACGACGGGGAUCAACCCCGCACAUCUCGUGGCCGGUGUCGAGCGGGCGACGCGUACGCGCCUGGAAUCGAACGCGCGGGGCCCCGCGGACGACUUUCGCGAGCUGAAACGGGUACCGGAGCGAACCGGCGCCGGCCGGUUCCAGACCGAGGCCGAACGCGCCCCAAACGCGCCGAUGGGACGAAUUCCGAGGCCAAACUGGCUCGGGUCGAGGCCCUAG
Mycena indigotica is the source of this 1263-nucleotide messenger RNA. Its product is annotated as Alpha/beta-hydrolase. NCBI's taxonomy places the organism in Eukaryota, Fungi, Basidiomycota, Agaricomycetes, Agaricales, Mycenaceae. The record is from RefSeq and is a predicted model, not a curated record. The transcript has 4 exons. Gene Ontology annotation, biological process: lipid metabolic process. The coding region runs from base 1 to 1263 and encodes 420 amino acids.